AUGGCAGACAAAUCUACAACAGUGGAAAAAGUGAUUGAUCCGAUAAUCGACUUGGGUAAUCUACUUUUCGUCGACAGAGAUCCAAUCGAAGGCGAUGCUUUGGAAAACUUGGCAACUCGCGCCAGAAACAACACACAACUUUUAUUCAACAAUAUUUGGCAAUUGGAACAGAAACGAAUCGAUGAGGCGAUAACUGUUGCACUUCCUCUUGGAACCUAUCGAAUUCCGAGGGAAAAGAAACUUCCAGAGAAAAAAGAACCAACAAAAUGGGAGAAAUAUGCUGCUGAAAAGGGAAUUGUGAAGAGAAAGAAGGAUAAGAAGGUGUUUGAUGAGGUGACGAAAGAAUGGAAGCCAACUUAUGGUUAUAGACGAGCAAAUGAUCCGACUAAGGAUUGGGUUAUUGAAGUUCCGGAUAAUGCAGAAGAUCCGAAUAAGGAUUAUUUUGCUGAGAGAAAAGAGAAGAAGAAGGAAAGAAUGGCGAAGAAUGAGAUGCAAAGACUCAAGAAUUUGGCGAGACAAAUGAAGACUACUGUUAAAACCGGACCAUCAACUGAGAAAAUGAUUGGUGUUGGUGUGGAUGCGAAAGAAAAAUCGAAACAGCAAGUUAGAUUUGCGGUGGAUCGUGCAAAGAUAUCAACGGCUUCAGCUGGCAAAUUCCAAGAAGGUUUGAAGGGUGAGAAGAAGAAUAUUAAGACGGGAAAGAAGAGGAAGUUUGAGGCUAAUGAGGCGCCGGUUUCAUCGGAGAAAGAGAGAUCUAUGAAGAUUUUGCAGACGAUGAAAGCUAAGAAGGUAUGAAGAGCUGCUGAUUAAUAUUUCGCUGUGAAAAUCUACUUAUCUCAACUCUAAAUACGAAUUUUGACUAUUUUUAGUUGGACUUCGUCGACUAAAUGAUAUUUUCCUAUCUUUUACGGAAUCGUAUGCUUUUGUCGUAUUCAUAGGAUAGAAAAAUCUAGGAGAAUUCGAAUGAUAUAAUUUUUGAUGACUUUACGUUACUUCUAAGUGGAAAUUCUCGCUAAAUUCCUUAUGGGUAACGUAAAUUCAUCAAAAUUUAUAUCAGUCGAAUUCUCCUAGAUUUUUCUAUCCUAUGAAUACGAAAAAAGCAUACGAUUCCGUAAAAGAUAGGAAAAUAUCAUUUAGCCGAAGUCCAGCUUUAAAUAUUCAGAUUAGAGUUGAGAUAAGUAGAUUUUGACAACGAAAUCGUGAUCAGAUGGUUAAAUAGAAUCAAUUUAUCAAAAAUCUGAAAUUCCAGGCCAAAAUCAUCGAAGAAAAAGCGUCAGCGGUCGCCGGACCAAUUGCCGACAAACCCAAAUUUGAUCCGAAGAAGAGAAAAUCGACAAAAUCCGAGCCAACUCGUCAAAAAUCGCAAAUCCAUCGACAAACCUGGUUCAAAAACAAGGUGGAUGCGAAGAAGAAGGGAACUGCGGGAGCCGGAAAAUCCAAGGGAAAAGGAAAGAAAUAA
Molecule: messenger RNA, 1459 nt
Organism: Caenorhabditis angaria
Lineage: Eukaryota; Metazoa; Nematoda; Chromadorea; Rhabditida; Rhabditidae
Source: the annotation of a GenBank genome assembly